GCCCGCCACCUCCUCACUUCCCAGCAUUCCCUUCCUGGGAUCCCUUUGGCCUUAAAGCAAUCCAUUGACCUUCGCACAUCCAUGGACGGAAAGUACAAGGAGAUCGCCGAGGAGCUGUUUACGCGCAGCCUGGCGGAAAGUGAGAUGCGCAGCGCCCCCUAUGAAUUCCCAGAGGACAGCCCUAUUGAACAGCUGGAGGAGAGGCGGCACCGCCUGGAGAGACAGAUCAGCCAGGAUGUCAAGUUUGAGCCAGACAUCCUCCUGCGAGCCAAACAGGAGUUCAUGAAAACCGACAGCGCAACAGACCUCGAAUACAUGAAAGAGCAGAACCAAUCUCCUGACCUGCAGGAAAGGGAAAUGAUCCCAGAGAAGGAGUACCAGCGGGUCACCAUCUCUGGGGAGGAGAAAUGUGGGGUUCCCUUCACAGAUCUGCUGGAUGCUGCCAAGUGUGUGGUGAAGGCACUCUUCAUAAGAGAGAAGUACGUAGGCCUGUCAUUGCAGAGCUUUUGCAAGACUACAUCUCGAUACCUGCAGGAGCUGAGUGAGAGACCCCUGGAUAUGGGCAUCUAUGAGGAGGAGAUCCCAGAGGCCAAUGUUACUGCUGAUGCCACAGUGCACCCACCUGUUUCUGAAACACACCCCUAUGAGAACCAGGACCCUGCCAGCCAGCCCCCUGACAUGGGUUAUGGCUGCAAGAUGGUGAACGGCGUGGUGCAUGUGUACACUACCAGAAACACAAUGGAUGAGAGCACAGAGCUGGAUCUGCCAUAUCCAGACCUGCAGGAGUACAUUGCUGAUAUGAACGUCAUGAUGGCCCUCAUCAUCAAUGGACCAGUAAAGUCCUUCUGCUACCGUCGUCUGCAGUACCUCAGCUCCAAGUUCCAGAUGCACAUCCUGCUCAACGAGAUGAAGGAGCUGGCAGCACAGAAAAAAGUCCCCCAUCGAGACUUCUAUAACAUCCGUAAGGUCGACACACACAUCCACGCCUCGUCUUGUAUGAAUCAGAAGCACCUGCUGCGUUUUAUCAAAAGGGCCAUGAAGAAAUAUCCCGCAGAGAUUGUUCACGUGGAGAGAGGAAAGGGUCAGACACUUAUGGAGGUGUUUGAGACCAUGAACCUCACGGCGUUUGACCUGAGUGUGGACACGCUGGAUAUGCAUGCAGACCGCAACACUUUCCAUCGCUUUGACAAGUUCAAUGCAAAAUACAACCCCAUCGGCGAGUCAAUCCUGAGAGAGAUAUUCAUCAAAACCGACAACUAUGUUGAGGGAAAAUACUUUGGUCACAUUAUCAAGGAGGUGAUGGCUGACUUGGAGGAGAGUAAGUACCAGAAUGUAGAGCUGCGGUUAUCUAUCUACGGUCGCUGCAGAGAUGAGUGGACCAAACUGGCCAAGUGGGCUGUCAAACAUCAGGUCUACUCAGACAACGUGCGCUGGCUUGUGCAAGUGCCCCGACUCUUCGACGUCUACCACACCAAGAAGCAGCUGUCCAACUUUCAGGAGAUGCUGGAGAAUAUCUUCAUGCCUCUGUUUGAGGUUACAGUCAACCCAGGCAGUCACCCCGAGCUGCACCUCUUCCUUCAGCAUGUUGUGGGCUUUGAUAGCGUGGAUGACGAGUCGAAGCCAGAACACCAUAUUUUUAACCUGGACAGUCCUCUGCCUGUCAACUGGACAGAAGAGAACAAUCCGCCCUACUCCUACUACCUCUACUAUAUGUAUGCUAACAUGACUGUGCUGAAUCACCUGCGCAGGCAGCGGGGGUUCCACACACUCGUGCUGCGGCCACAUUGCGGUGAGGCGGGUCCAAUCCAUCACCUGGUGUCAGGCUUUAUGUUGUCAGAAAAUAUCUCCCAUGGCUUGCUCCUCAGGAAGGCUCCCGUACUUCAGUAUCUGUACUACCUGGCUCAGAUUGGUAUCGCCAUGUCCCCGCUCAGUAACAACAGCCUGUUUCUCAGUUACCACCGUAACCCCCUCCCAGAGUAUCUGUCCAGGGGCCUCAUGGUGUCUCUGUCCACAGAUGACCCCCUGCAGUUCCACUUCACCAAGGAGCCCUUGAUGGAGGAGUACAGCAUCGCCGCCCAGGUGUGGAAGCUGAGCUCUUGUGACAUGUGUGAGCUGGCCAGGAACAGUGUACUGAUGAGUGGAUUUUCUCAUCAGGUAAAGAGCUAUUGGCUAGGCCCAAAUUACAUCAAGGAAGGCCAGGAGAGCAAUGACAUCAGGCGCACCAAUGUCCCUGACAUCCGUGUGGCUUACCGGUAUGAGACUAUGUGCGAGGAGCUGAAUUUAAUCACACAAGCCAUUCGCACGGAUGAGCUGGAGACCAUCGAGGAAGAAGGGAGUCUGUGUAUGGGAGCCAUACGCGUGGAGAAAUGA
This is a messenger RNA of Lampris incognitus (smalleye Pacific opah), 2370 nucleotides long. It is a transcript of the gene ampd2b, whose product is annotated as adenosine monophosphate deaminase 2b. Gene Ontology annotation, biological process: AMP metabolic process; IMP salvage. Gene Ontology annotation, molecular function: AMP deaminase activity. Lineage: Eukaryota; Metazoa; Chordata; Actinopteri; Lampriformes; Lampridae. The record is from RefSeq and is a predicted model, not a curated record. The transcript has 17 exons. Gene Ontology annotation, cellular component: cytosol. The coding region runs from base 82 to 2370 and encodes 762 amino acids.